AUGGUUACGCGGACUAGACCGACGGCGGCGGCCUACUCGGCUUCGCACAUGUCAGUCGCAGUUCUGGCGCUCUUAUCCUCAGCUGGCUUCUCGCGGUCUUCAGCUAGCGCCGCAGACUUGCUCUCGGAACUGAUGCAGAGGUACAUUCAGCUUAUAGGGUCUACAUGCGUGCAACACGCUAGCCAUGCCGGUCGGAACAUAGUCGCGCCGCAAGAUCUACGCGUGGCAUUGGAGCACGUCCUGGGCGGGGAUCCGAUUGACGAGUUGCUGGAAUGGGCUGAGGACGAAGGCAAGCUGGAUGUGUCUGAGCACUACGCACAUAGUGCUUCAGCACAGAUGAGCGGACUCAAUGGGGCACAUGCGGAAGCAUCAAACAGCAGCUCAACAUUGUCGGCGCUACAGGAUCCAAUGCGCGGCAAGGAUCUCAUCCGCGUCCUUAACAACGGACGUGUCCCGCCAUCAGCUUCCGACAUUGAAGAGGUACAUUUCAGACCCAUACCUGCCGAUGAAUUCGAACGGCUUGCAGCGGAGAGCAUCAUCCGUCAUCAAAUGACCAAGGAGCUUGUUUGGCCUUCCUGCCUAUCACAAAACGCUUCAGGGCUUGCAGCCGAAGCCUCCACACAAGGCUCGAGCUCGUCAGGAGAUCACGAGUCGCUGCUAUUCUCUGAUACUGAAGAUGACGAGACCGAUUUAUCAGCACCAGAGCACGGUGCAAACGGAGAUGUUGUUGAGGACAGCUCGUGGCAUUCACGUAAGCGGCGACGCACUGAUACACAGGACUAUGUGCAACCGAGGCACUUUGGCGAUGUAGUUAUAGACUACGUUCCUUCUUACCUACCACUCUUCCCCGGUAGCAAGUCAGAAAGAGAGGCUGCAGCCUCAGCAUCGGCAUCAUCAUCAGCACGAAAGGACAGGCCAGAAGCAAUCGCAGUGUAUGCGGAGGACGUCGAUACGGAGUCGCAUCCCCUGGACGUCGAUCCAGAGUACAUCUUGGAGGAGCAACGGCGAAAAGAGCUGGCACAAAAGAAAGCAGACGAAGCAGCAGCUGCUGCUGCCGCUGCUGCAGCCGAGGCGGCCAAGAAGGAAGAUGCUAACGGAAACGGCACGGAAGCAGCACCGGUCAUUCAAAAGACUGCAGAAGAAAGGGCAGCCGAAGCAGAGAAGGCAUUCGAAGCAUUACAAGCACGAAGGAUCUUGCGCGACAGCUGGAGAGAGACAGUCAAUUACGACUCAUCUACAUUGGCGGCAACUUAUGCGAAAGAUGAGUUGCGUGACCUCGAGCAGAACGUCGCAGCCGUGCUCAGCGACCCCUCUGUCACGCCCAUUGCGCCGCCAACAUCAUCAUUACGCGCCUUCGCAGCAGAUUACCAGGCGUUGGCGGAAGAUCCGACAUCGAGCGGUGCAGCAGGCAUCUUCUUGACACCUUCAGGACCAGCGAACCAGGACGCAGCGGUGAAGCGAAGGAGGUUGGCACACGCCUUGGCCGAUGCAUCGCGGUACGCACCAAACGACAGCUUGUAUGCAGCAGUGCCAGCUCGACCAUCCGUCAUCCCCUUCAACCCAAGGCCAAGCUGGCUUGUCUCAACUCUACCGCCGCCCACGCUUUACGAGGACAACGUCGAGGUGGCCAAUGCUCUCUCUGCACCAGUACUUACGCCCGUCCGACCGCAGGGCAGACCCGCAGCACUCAUUCCGCCUUCAGGAGCCCUCGUGCCGACACUUGGCCACCGUCACCCAUCGCAUCUCACUAUCGGAGCCCGUCUCGUUGCAAGUGCCGACCUUCUCAAGCGUGUCUCACGCUUCGACGACCCUAUUGCCAUCUUGGACGACAAGCACGCCGAACGCUUCUUCCACGGCCUUCCUGCUUCGCGAGACCUCCUAGGUGGCUCCGGCUCGAGCAGCGAUCUUUCGUCCAACAUUUCUUCUACACGUAGUAGCGGUGGUGGAGGGUCUGGUAGCGGCAACUCUACCUUGCGACCCGCCCUUGAAAUGCUCGUGUUGCAGAUGCGCGAGAAAGAGGCAGAGAUCUUACCGGAAGAAGAUAAGGAAGAGUUGCAACGAAGACAACAAGAGUUGCAGUUGCAGCUGCAAGCCGCGCUUGCUUCAGAGAGUGCGGGCAAGGAUUCGGCUGCCUUGUCUUCGGGUCUCAUCGCAGACAGCUAUGCCAGUAGGAUCCGGAAUGGCAACAUCACCAUGGUUCAUACAUGGGAUUGGACACCAAGAGACCCUUAUGAUAGCGUGUUGCCAGGUAAACGGAUACGCGCGCCUGGCAGGAGAGGUGUAGGUCCGAUAGCGCUGGAAAAACGGACUAGGACAGAGAGCGCAACCUCUGACCUUGGAGAAGGCGGGCUCAACGGAGCCGUGUGA
This is a messenger RNA of Ustilago hordei, 2367 nucleotides long. RefSeq lists its product as uncharacterized. Gene Ontology annotation, cellular component: transcription factor TFIID complex. The transcript has a single exon. Gene Ontology annotation, molecular function: protein heterodimerization activity. The record is from RefSeq and is a predicted model, not a curated record. Lineage: Eukaryota; Fungi; Basidiomycota; Ustilaginomycetes; Ustilaginales; Ustilaginaceae. Bases 1 to 2367 code for a protein of 788 amino acids.